This is a messenger RNA of Callorhinchus milii (elephant shark), 2493 nucleotides long. Its product is annotated as protocadherin-10-like. Gene Ontology annotation, molecular function: calcium ion binding. Bases 1 to 2493 code for a protein of 830 amino acids. Gene Ontology annotation, biological process: homophilic cell-cell adhesion. Gene Ontology annotation, cellular component: plasma membrane. The record is from RefSeq and is a predicted model, not a curated record. Lineage: Eukaryota; Metazoa; Chordata; Chondrichthyes; Chimaeriformes; Callorhinchidae. The transcript has a single exon.
AUGGUCUAUUUUCACAGGUAUCCGUCGUUUAUCUGGCUAUUGCAAUUUAUUCUCUUGCCGUGGGACCCAGCGAUCGCACAGGUUCGUUACUCUAUUCCCGAAGAGCUGCAAAGCGGGGCCUUUGUUGGGAAUAUCGCACGCGAUUUGAGGUUAGAUGUGAGGCAGCUCUCGGCUCGCGGUCUGCGGAUGGUCUCGGGUUCCCAGCAGCAGAAUCUGGAGGUGAAUUUAGACGAUGGGAAUUUGCUGAUCAAGGAAAAAAUCGACAGGGAACAGGUCUGCGGGCCGAGUGUCGCUUGUGUUCUGUCUUUCGAGGCCGUGCUCCACAACCCCCUGAAUUUAUACCAUGUAGAAGUGGAGAUUUUGGAUGUAAAUGACAACGCGCCCAGUUUCCAAAACAGCCAGUCUCGCUUAGAAAUCUCUGAGGCGGCGGCACCAGGAACUAGCUUUCAGCUCGAGUCUGCCUAUGAUCCAGAUGUUGGAAGCAACUCCAUACAGAGCUACCAACUGGUUUUGAAUGAUUUCUUCACUCUCGAUGUGCAGACGCGCAGCGGAGAUGAGAGUGUGCCUGUGCUGGUGCUGGAGAAUGCGCUAGACCGAGAAAAGCAACCCAUUCACAGGUUAGUGUUGAUCGCCAAGGAUGGAGGGGUCCCUCAGAGAUCCGCCACCGCUGAAAUUGUCAUUGUGGUACAAGAUGCCAAUGACAACUCGCCUGUUUUCCCCCAGUCCCUCUACAGGCUCAGCCUGGCAGAGAACAUACCGAGAGGAACAUUGGUCAUCCAACUUAACGCCUCAGAUUUAGACGACGGUUCUAAUGGGGAGAUAAUUUACUCUUUCAGCAAACUCACAAACAUCAGGGACCGUGAGGUGUUCGAUUUAGAUCCCAAAAGUGGUGAAAUCAGAGUAAAAGGCGCUCUGGAUUUUGAAGAGAGCAGCGCUUUUAAGAUUUACGUAGAAGCAACGGAUAAGGGACCCAACGCGAUACCGGCGCUCUGCGAUGUGCUGGUGGAUGUUACAGACGUGAACGAUAACUCGCCGGAGGUGACCCUGACCUCUUUGUCCAGUCCAGUGAGCGAAGCCGCUCCGCCGGGGACUGUGGUGGCGUUGAUCAGCGCAACAGAUAAUGAUUCGGGAGAAAAUGGACAGGUGCAAUGCAAAAUAGCCCAUCGCCUUCCCUUUAAACUGGACUCCUCCUUACGGAACUAUUACAGGUUACUCACUGGGCAGCCGUUAGAUCGGGAAAACAGCUCCAGGUAUGAAGUUACAGUCUUGUGCAGCGACAGUGGUUCCCCUCCUCUCACCUCCAAGAAAAACAUCCGGGUGGAGGUUUCUGAUGUGAACGACAACGCGCCACGAUUUGCGCAGCAUUCGUACACAGCGCGUGUGACCGAGAACAAUGUUGUUGGCGCUUCUAUCUAUUCUGUGACCGCUUCUGAUCCGGACGUGAACCAGAAUGCGCGUUUGUCUUACUCCAUCUUAGAGAAACGGGUUGAGGGAGAGUCUGUAUCUUCAUAUGUUCGUAUUAACUCCGAAACCGGGGUCGUAGCUGCUCAGAGAUCUUUUGACUACGAGCAACUCAAAAGCUUUCAGUUUCACGUUCAAGCGCGGGACAAUGGAAAGCCACCACUUGCCAGCAACGUGUCAGUGGAUAUCAUUAUCCUGGACCAGAAUGAUAACUCCCCAGUGAUCGUGUCCCCAUUACCCGAGUAUGGCUCAACAGCAACUGAAACCGUUUCCCGCUUGGCUGAGCCAGGCUAUUUGGUUGCCAAGAUCUCGGCCAUUGAUGCUGACACUGGACAAAACGGGCGCCUGUCUUACCAGAUUCUCCAAGCGACUGACCCUGGGCUUUUUACCAUUUCACCUGACACAGGAGAGAUCUGGACAAUCAGACGUGUUGUGGGCAAAGAUCCUACUCAACAACGGUUGGUCAUAGGAGUAAAAGACAAUGGGUCACCCUCGCUGUCAGCCACAAUGACCAUCAUCUUAUCCAUAUCAGGCAGCGAUAUAGAAAUGCUUUCACAUAACAGUGGUUUACCUGACGAUCUGGGCUUUCCUUCUGACAUCAACCUUUACUUGGUUGUAUGUUUAGCUAUCACCUCAUGCAUAUUUCUUGUGGUGUUGAUUAUCCUGGCUGUUAAGGUCCACAGAAACAGAAAUGGUCUGGGAAAUAACUACUCUCUUCGCACGUGUUGUUGCUUUCAAACUAGUAACUCGCUGAAUGGGAUUCAGAGAGCCAGUAGGAAUAUUCAGAUACCUCCCAAUUAUGUGGAAGUAUUUGGUGGGGAUCCACUUUCUCAAAGUUUCCGUUAUGAGACCUGUUCAACGUCGGGGUCGGUCAAGAGAGACUUCAUGUUCUCCAGUGUGCGCGAUCCAUCCCAUUGCAGGGAUAAUGUCACGAAGGAAGCCGAUGCCAAAGAGGAAUAUCUACAGGCAUCAAAUCACAGAAACAUUGUAAACAGCGAGGUGAGGAUUCUCUCAAUGUCUCCAUGUAUUUGA